AGGCGCGGUUGAUGUCGCUCCUGCACACUUCACUGCUGCUGCAGAUUUCGGGACACAUUUCACUCCAAACACGUGAGUUUGUCCCGUAAAAGUGUGGGACAUGUCUGAGGAUCAUUACCUGGAGCUGAGCGAAAGCCCCGUCACCUUUGAGCACGCGUCCAGCGUCAACAACGUGUUCUUCGAUGAAGCCAACAAACAGGUUUUCGCAGUGCGUUCAGGUGGUGCCACAGGAGUGGUGGUAAAAGGUCCUGAUGAUAAAAGCAGCGUGGCUUUCAGGAUGGAGGACAAAGGGGAAGUCAAGUGCAUCAAGUUUUCUCUUGGAAACAAGAUCCUGGCUGUACAGAGGACCUCAAAGUCUGUGGAUUUCAUAAACUUCAUCCCAGAUUACCCGCACACAGAGUUCUCUCAGGAGUGUAAGACAAAGAACGCAAGUGUGCUGGGCUUCUGUUGGACUAACUGGAAUGAGGUCGUCUUUGUCACAGACCAGGGCAUCGAGUAUUACCAGGUCUUCCCAGACAAGCGCAGUCUGAAGCUGCUGAAGUCACAGAGCAUAAACGUGAACUGGUUUCAGUACUGCCCUGAGACCUCUGUGAUUCUCCUGUCCUCUACUGUCCAGGGCAAUGUACUGCAGCCGCUCACAUUCAGGAACGGGACAAUGUCUAAAAUGUCCAAGUUUGAGAUCGAGCUUCCUGUGGUCCCAAAACCGGCCAAACUCAGCCUGUCAGAGAGGGACGUCACCAUGGCAACUAUUUAUGGUCAGCUUUAUGUGAUGUACUUGAAGCACCACUCUCGCUCAGCCAACAGCCCCAGUGCAGAGGUCGUACUCUAUCACCUGCCCAGGGAGGGUCAGUGUAAGAAGGCACACGUCCUCAAGCUAAACACCACGGGAAAGUUUGCUCUAAACGUCGCUGACAACCUGGUGGUGGUACAUCACCAGAGCUCUCAGACGUCUUUGAUUUUUGACAUAAAGUUGAAGGAGCCGGACUGCGCCGUGACCCACCAGCCUGUACUGCCCGCGCGCUCCAUCGCCCCCUACAGGAUACCACUGUCUGGUCCUUCGGUGGUGCCCUCUCAGCCUCCUGUGCUCUGUCAGCUUUACUCUUCAUCGUGGAGUGUGUUUCAGCCCGACAUCAUCAUCAGUGCCAGUGAAGGUUAUCUGUGGUACCUGGAGGUGCGUCUCCCUCCCACUGUGCACCUGCUCCAAGACAAAGGCAAACUUAUGGACUUCCUCCUGAGACGCAGAGACUGUAAAAGGGUCAUCCUGUCUGUGUGUCAACAGAUUCUGGAGUCUGCAGAGAGGGGGAGCCUCCCCGUGGUGGCCACAGUGUUUGACAAACUGAACCAGGUGUACAAGGAGUACCUGGAGGCGGAGCAGAGCUAUUCUCAGGCGAUGGAGUCAGGGGCGAGAGGAGGAAACGCAGCUCAGAAACGACCAAUCAGAACGCAGGCUGUGAUCGACCAAUCAGACAUGUACACACAUGUGCUGUCUGCCUUCACUGAGAAGAAGGACGUGUGUCAUAAAUUCACCAUCGCCGUUCUCAUGGAGUACAUCCGCUCACUCAACCAGUGCCAGAUCACUGUACAGCACUAUCUGUACGAGCUGGUGAUCAAGACUCUGGUCCAACACGAGCUGUUCUACAUGCUGCAUCAGUUUCUCCAGUACCAUGUCCUCAGUGACUCCAAACCUCUGGCCUGUUUGCUCCUGUCUCUGGAGAGCACCUACCCCCCAGCUCACCAACUGUCUCUGGACAUGCUCAAGCGUUUGUCGACGGCGAAUGACGAGAUUGUGGAGGUGCUCCUGUCCAAACAGCAGGUUCUCGGCGCACUCAGAUUCAUCCGCUCUGUCGGGGGCCAUGAUAACAUCUCUGCUCGUAAGUUCCUGGACGCGGCUCUUCAGACCGGAGACCAGAUGUUGUUUUACACAGUGUUCAGAUCAUUUCAACAACGCAACCAACGCCUGAGAGGGAGUCCAGUGUUCAACCCAGGUGAACACUGUGAGGAACACGUGGCUCAUUUUAAGAAGCUGUUUGGUGAACAGGCCUUAAUGAAACCUGCAACUGUCUGAUACUACAACUACUACUAUGAUUACUACUACUCCACUUACAGCUGCUACUACUGCUACUACUUUUACUGCUACUACUGCUACUGCUACCUGGACCAAAACCAAAAUCUCCACCUGGUAAACCAUAGGACCUGUUGUAAUAAAAAUACUUGUUAAAUUAUUGUUAAAUAUUUGAACAGAACAUAUUUUGACACUUUGUUCCAAGAGGAUAUGGACCAGAAUGUUGCUAGGAGUGUUUCAGUUUGAUGAUGUACAGAAUGAAUGUAAGUGCUUUGUUUGUAAAUAUGUGUAAAAUAAAUCCAUUGUUGU
Periophthalmus magnuspinnatus is the source of this 2371-nucleotide messenger RNA. RefSeq names its product regulator of MON1-CCZ1 (gene rmc1). The coding region runs from base 101 to 2065 and encodes 654 amino acids. The record is from RefSeq and is a predicted model, not a curated record. Gene Ontology annotation, molecular function: protein binding. Gene Ontology annotation, cellular component: late endosome membrane; lysosomal membrane; Mon1-Ccz1 complex. The transcript is spliced from 21 exons. Gene Ontology annotation, biological process: regulation of autophagy. NCBI's taxonomy places the organism in Eukaryota, Metazoa, Chordata, Actinopteri, Gobiiformes, Gobiidae.